CAAACUGCGCAAAGCUGAGAAAUAAAAGGAAAAAGAAGAUCUAUUCUUUCCAUUUAACCUUCUUGCAAAAUGCAACCUCCAAGUUACGAUUACGUCGCUCAUGUCACAAACUCUCAUGACGCCGGCUUAUACCAUAAUGCCUCGGGCGACUCAUUUGACCGAGCAGAAGCUUUCAUCCAUGAUAAUUUGUGGGCUAUCGAUCAGUCGCCCCCAGAAACGCUAUGUCGCGAUCUAUUGAACGGUGGUUUGGUGCAGUAUCAAAAUCUGGACCUUUCGCAAUCAGCCAAAGAUUUGGUACUUGUUGAACCGUCUAAUACUGCUACGUUUCAUCCUCGCCAACGUUCUCGCUUCAAUAAAUUUAUGGGUCGCUCAUCUGCCAGCACCGACUCAGAUGUCUGUAUCCAAGCACUGUAUCCAAUGCUGGGCACCGCGCAGUUGAAGAGUUUGGCCAAUCUGAAAACAAAAGCUGACUCGGAGCCUCCACAGUAUGGCGAUGAAGUCCACUACUUUGAAGUCACCAUAUUGGAAAAUGCCUCUGAUAUUACCAUGGCCAUCGGUUUGUGCACGCGACCGUAUCCGUCCUUCCGACUCCCAGGUUGGAAUAGGUACUCUGUUGGAUGGCAUUCAGAUGACGGUCGCAAAUUUUGUGAUGACCCUGAUGGUGGCCAAGACUUUUCGCAGCCGUGGGGCAAACCAGGAGAUGUCCUUGGAUGCGGUUGGGACAUCGAUCACGGCAGCGUUUGGUUCACUCUCAAUGGCAUAGUCGUCGGUACAGCUUAUUCAGAUAUUUCAAAACAUAUAUUCUUCCCUUCAUUUGGAGCAGAUGGUUUCUGCAAAGUCUCCUUCAACUUUGGCACAGCUCCCUUCAAAUACAAAUUUCUUCCAUUUCAAAAAUGGAUUGGAACAUAUUCAUGCCCAACAUAAUAAACGAUUGACCUC
Molecule: messenger RNA, 939 nt
Organism: Umbelopsis ramanniana AG
Lineage: Eukaryota; Fungi; Mucoromycota; Umbelopsidomycetes; Umbelopsidales; Umbelopsidaceae
Exons: 1
Coding region: 70-924 (284 amino acids)
Molecular function (GO): protein binding
Source: RefSeq, a predicted model, not a curated record